This is a messenger RNA of Perca fluviatilis (European perch), 3580 nucleotides long. Its product is annotated as TRPM8 channel-associated factor homolog. The transcript is spliced from 12 exons. The coding region runs from base 193 to 2910 and encodes 905 amino acids. Lineage: Eukaryota; Metazoa; Chordata; Actinopteri; Perciformes; Percidae. The record is from RefSeq and is a predicted model, not a curated record.
UCUUUUUCUCUGGAAUUUUUCUUUGGAAUAGUCCCUCCUGUCCUCUCUCUCCUUUAUACUCUUUCAUCUCAUUAGAAAGUUCUGUUGUGCUGAAAACUUCUGUGCCUUGAUUGAAUUAUCUGACCAGGAGACCAAACUAACUUUCAGGUUAAGUCUCUCCAUCCAACCUUCAGAUCAUCCAUCCUUCUCACCAUGUCCACCAAAACCACCCAGUCCUUCCCCGAUGGGGCCUACAUGUCCCUGAUGAGAGGCUUGAGAGAGCUGGACCUCCGGGGCCCCUGUGUUCCCAGUGAACUGGUGCUAAUGGACUAUGCCUUUCCUUUAGCAAUGAACAGCCGAGGCCAGGUCCUGAUGGCAGCCUCUCUGUACGGCCGUGGAAGGAUCGUGGUUCUGGGUCAUGAGGGCUACCUGACCGCGUUUCCUGCUCUGGUAGAGAACGCUCUGACCUGGCUGAGAGGAGAUGGAUCUGACAACCUGUCUGUGGGGAUCCACAAAAACAUCAAGGCAGUUGCUGAUAAAAUCAGCAAAUCCAGCUUCCAAGCCAAAGUUGUGGGGGCCUUCAGUGGCAAUCUGGGGUUGGGGGUGUAUGUGACAGAUGCCUACAGCGUGGGCGCUCACGUGAAGGACCUGGUGGCAUUUCUGAAAGCUGGAGGAGGAGUGCUGAUAGCGGGGCAGGCGUGGAACUGGGCUGCAAAUCACCCUAAGGAGAACACGCUGCUUCAGUUUGAGGGGAAUAAGGUUUCUGGUGUGGCAGGGAUCUACUUCUCUAAACGUUAUGGGAAGGUAGAGUGCCUGCCUGUCUGCCCUCAGAUCCCAUCUUCAUGGAUGGCUUUAUGUGUUGGUCAGGAGUUUGAGGAGGACUUGGCGUUCUUACUCCAGGGGGUUUCAGAGUUUGACCUCCGUGAUACAUCUGCUUCUGAGCUUCUGGUCCACGGCCCACUAGCCUUCUCCAUUGGUACCACUGAGGAUCGAGGGGUGUUCCUGGGAGGAUCCUACUAUGGGCAGGGACGAGUCAUUGUGAUUACACAUGAAGGACUUCUGAAAACAAAGACGCUGGCAUCGUUUUGGAAGAAUGCCAUUAAUUGGUUGGACCAAGGCCGGAAGGGGGUUGUUGGUGUUGUACCAGAGCUCAAACUUCCCAGCGAGUCAGGGUUAAAGUAUGAGGAGACGGAGUUCAGGAAAGACCUGAGUGUAUUUGUUUGUACAGUUUACAAGGAUGACCAUAUGGAAGAAAUCCAAAACUUUGUCGCAGAGGGAGGAGGUCUGCUGAUUGGCGGACACGCAUGGCAUUGGUCAUACACAAAUGUUGGGCAAAACCAAAUGAUAGAUUUCUCAGGAAACAAGAUCCUGAACAAAAUGGGUUUAAGCGUGUUGGUGACAAUAAAUGAAAAAGGAUCCUACAAGCCUAGCCAGGCCAAGAAAGACACCAACCACUUCCGCCAUCUUCUACGUCGCUUUGCUGCUCAUGUUACCCAGGGCGAAGAAUUUACAAAGCAUGACGGGGAACAACUAAAUAUACUGACCAUGAACUUCUUGAACAUGAAGGCUUAUGACAGCUACUCCUACACACAGGUGCUGUCCAUCCUCACUGAUGUGUUGAAGAAGUCCGGCAUGCCACAGGUGAGUGAGAAGAACCCUGUUAAGAGUCCAAAAGACCGCCUACUCCUCAGUUUAGGGGCAGCGGUAUAUAACACUUGCCCAGAUCCUGAUGCCCUCCUGCCCUUCCUCAUCAAGGAUAUCCCCUCAAUGCCAGUUGUUAAAAACCAAAGGAUCAGGAUUAAUACGAACACAGCAGGAGAGAUGGAGUGGAUCAGUACAGGUCUGUACCUUUCUCCUGGUAUGAAGACCGAGAUAAUCAUACCAGCAAACAUCGUCAACAAGAGCUGGAUGAUCCAGAUAGGUUGUCAAACAGACAUACUGAAGGCUGACGAGUUGAAGAGAGCACCAAGUGUUUGUGAGCGAUUUCCUGUGACCACAGAGAAGAUGCAGGUGUCAAACCUGUGGGGGGGACUCAUCUACCUGGUGGCUCCACCCAACACAAAGGUGCAGGGGGCAGAGGUCAUAGUGCAGAUGGCAGUGCUUGCUCCUUAUUACAAGUCUGGUGUGACAACAGCUGCUGAUUGGUCGAUGCUACGCACAGCUCCCUCACCCUGGGCAGAGUUGGAGUUUGACAACGUCAACCUUACUGUACCAUCAGAUGUUGUUCGAGACCUGGAGCGCAUUGAUGUGGUGGCAGCGCUUUGGAAUGACAUCAUGAAGGGCAUUGCAGAUUUGGCUGCCAUACCACACAAAUUUGCCCGCAAAGAACGCUUUGUAGCAGAUGUGCAGAUUUCUGCUGGUUUCAUGCAUUCAGGCUAUCCAAUCAUGAUCCACACAGAAUCAGCAAAUGAGCUGGUCAGACCAGGUGAUGCCAGAACCAAAGGCCUGUGGGGAGAAAUUCAUGAACUGGGACACAACCAACAAAGAACCUGCUGGGAGUUCCGACCACACACCACAGAGUGUACAUGUAACCUGUGGUCAGUGUAUGUUCAUGAAGAGGUGCUGGGGCUCAACAGGGAAAAGGCUCAUCCAUCUAUGACCUUAACAGAGCGCAAGAGACGUGUAGACGAGUAUGUUAAGGGGGGCAAGAAACUCAGCGACUGGACAGUGUGGGUGGCCCUGGAGACAUACCUGCAGCUCCAAGGAAAGUUUGGCUGGGAUGCCUUUAAAAAGGUGUUUGCUGCCUACCACAAGAUUACCGACUAUCCCAGUGACAACCACGGAAAGAUGAACCUGUAUGCUGAGACUUUCUCCCAGUCUGUGAGGAUGAACCUGACGGGAUUCUUUAAGGCCUGGGGCUGGCCCAUAGAUAGAGCCACUGAGAAGAAACUCUCCAACCUGCCUCUCUGGAGUGACCACCCGAUGGUCUAGUAUGAAUGAAUUUCAGACUGCAGCUGAUUAAAAGUGCAGUCUAUAAUAAUUACUAGUUCCAAUUGAAAGGUAAAUUUCAAGUCUUCUUUGAGGGUCAUAUUUACUCUAAUAUUUUUAAAGACAUUUGGAUGUUUCUUUUAUGGAAAAGUAAGCUGUGUCUUUCAUAUGUAGGUCAUGUGCUCUUAGGUUGUUAAAGGUUACGCUAUUACUUCUACAUUAAUUCCUGUAAUUGCUUUUUGGAUGAUGUUUUUACACUGUACGCCUCAAGGGGUGGUUUAUCUUUUUGACAGAACAAGAAAAACAAUUUAAUUCAUUCAUUAAUACAAUAUAGUACAGUACCUGACAGUUGACUCAGGCUCUUUGCAUAAGGCAGAUACUUUUUUUACAUUCUUUUCCAGUUUUGUAUGUUGAUAAUUGUCUUUACUGUCAAUGAAAAAGACACAACUGUCACUGUCAUUUAUUUUCAUUCAUCAAGUUGUGGUUGAAUAAGAAUAAUAAUAUGGGAUGCAUUAAAGCUGUUGAAUUUUAUCACACAGUACACCAUGUGGGCAACAGUGUUUUUAAAAUGAAGCAUUUGGAGCAGCUUUGCUUAUUUGAUGAUUUUUACGUACUCGCUUGAUUCUUGCAAUCUUUUGGGUGGGUGACAUUAAAGAGGGAAUGGCAUCAACAA